AUGUCUCGGUAUUUGAGAAGAGGUCCAUAUUCGAAAGCAUGUACAAACUGUCGUAAGGCGAAGAAAGGAUGCUCAGGUUGUAUUAAUAAGCAGUGUCAGCGAUGCAUUAAAAAGGGACUUUUGUGCAUUCCUUACAAGAAUAAUUGCAAAAAAAUUGCGGAUAAGCAUGAAACCUGUCUAGAAUUAUCCUCUACCACGACGGAUUUUCAAUCCUCUUACGAAGAUCAGCAAAUAGAACAUUCAGAAAUGCCGGUCGCAACACAAAAUCAAGAACACCAUUCGUGCUCCUUUGAAAUUAUGCAUGGAAAUAGGGAAAAUAAACACAUUGCCGACUUAAUUCGUCAUAAUGGCAUGUCAAAUAAUAAAUCUAAUCAACCAGAGAAACGCUUACAUUCACCUGUUAGUGAAGAUAAUAAUAAUGCGUUAUAUGCUUUACACGAAGAUCACGAAACCAACUAUAUGAACUAUGAUGACAUUUCUGGCUAUAUGUAUUAUGGUAUUAAUGGCUAUAUGGAAUAUGAUAUUAAUGAAUUGAUGGGUCUAUCGUCGAUACCUUGUGAUGAUGUUCAAGGCACUUAUUCAUAUGAAAAUGGUUGCUACCAAAUCUUAAAUUACGAAUAUGCUGAUGAUUCCAUUACCCGCUUUAAAAAUCAAGAUCUCUAUAAUGACUCCAUCUACGUACACGAGCCAACCCACGAAAACUCAAACGAGUUUAAAAUUCCUGGGACCGAUAUCUAA
Messenger RNA from Acaulospora morrowiae, 738 nucleotides. The record is from the annotation of a GenBank genome assembly. Lineage: Eukaryota; Fungi; Glomeromycota; Glomeromycetes; Diversisporales; Acaulosporaceae.